Messenger RNA from Gekko japonicus, 2031 nucleotides. It is a transcript of the gene DEGS1, whose product is annotated as delta(4)-desaturase, sphingolipid 1. Bases 146 to 1117 code for a protein of 323 amino acids. Gene Ontology annotation, biological process: ceramide biosynthetic process. Gene Ontology annotation, molecular function: sphingolipid delta-4 desaturase activity. Gene Ontology annotation, cellular component: membrane. The record is from RefSeq and is a predicted model, not a curated record. The transcript has 3 exons. Lineage: Eukaryota; Metazoa; Chordata; Lepidosauria; Squamata; Gekkonidae.
UCAAGCGCUUCUAAGGAGGCUUGGCUGUAGAGGGCUACUUUAAAAGCAGAAGGGGGUGGAGUUUGGUAACGGGGACUGUGAAAGAGGAGAGAGAGCGCCGCAAGCCCGGGCACGGUCUCGUGCAGCAGCAGCCAGCGCCUCAGCCAUGGGGAACGUCGUGGCUCGUGAGGAUUUCGAAUGGGUUUAUACGGACCAGCCACACGCCGCCCGGCGAACGGAGAUCUUGCGUAAACAUCCAGAAAUAAAAACGUUGAUGAAACCAGAUUACAACUUGAUCUGGAUAGUUGUACUGAUGGUGUUUGUACAGCUAGUUACUUUUUAUCUAGUUAAAGACUUGAAUUGGAAAUGGGUUCUAUUUUGGUCAUAUGCAUUCCACAGCUGUAUCAGUCACUCUAUGACUCUAGCUGUUCAUGAAAUCUCUCACAAUAGUGCCUUUGGCAAUGCUAAACCUCUGUGGAAUCGAUGGUUUGGAAUGUUUGCGAAUCUCCCUCUUGGCUUCCCAUAUUCAGUGUCCUUCAAGAGAUACCACAUGGAUCAUCAUCGUUAUCUUGGUGGUGAUGGAAUUGACGUGGACAUUCCUACUAACUUUGAAGGAUGGUUUUUCUGCACCCGUUUUAGAAAGCUCCUUUGGAUUAUUCUUCAGCCCUUAUUUUAUGCCAUUCGACCUCUGUCUAUAAAUCCCAAACCAAUCUCACGACUUGAAAUCAUCAAUGUCUUGGUUCAGGCCCUUUUUGAUGUUGCAAUAUACUACUACUUUGGAGUAAAAUCACUCCUUUAUAUGCUUUUGGGAUCAGUGCUUGGGCUGGGCGUGCAUCCUAUUUCAGGACACUUCAUAGCUGAACAUUACAUGUUUUUGAAAGGGUAUGAAACAUAUUCCUACUAUGGACCACUUAAUAUGCUUACGUUCAAUGUUGGAUACCAUAAUGAACACCAUGACUUUCCUAAUGUUCCUGGAAAGCAUCUUCCAGUGCUAAAGGAAAUGGCCUCUGAAUACUAUGACAACCUGCCACAGUAUAAAUCCUGGAUAAAAGUACUUUAUGAUUUUGUGAUGGAUGAUACUAUCAGCCCCUACUCACGUGUGAAAAGGCACUUAAAGGGUGAAGUGAAAGAGGACUGAAUUGGCUAAAAAAACUUUAUAAACGCCAUGAAUAUAGACCUUAGUAGUAAUGCAUCAUCCUAUAAAGAUGUAUUCGUUGUUAUCUCGAUUUACUUCCAAAAAAUAUAUGGUUACAUUCUAGAACAAAGACUCUGAAGGAUUAAACUAUUGCCAGAACUAGAGCAUUCCUUACAAUUGUCCUGCCUCUACUGGUGUAAUUGAUGUAGCUUUAAAUAUCAGUGUUUUGUGCAUAAUGUUAGUAUUAAUGUUACAUAAUGUGUUAGUAGCAGUUCUCUUUUUUUCCUUUAAACCUGUAACCAUAUCGGAAGCAUAUGUACCUCUUGGGUUAUAUUUACUAAGGGGGACCCUUUAAUAGGCCACAAAGUAGAACAUUUUGCUAACAGAGCUUAACAUUCUAAACUAUUAAAAUUUUAAGUGGCAAAUAUUUGUUUAAGUAGUUAAACAGAAUGCUUGGCUGCGGUUCCUCAGUUUGGUUAAUCCAAGUUCUAAUAUAAUUAGUAAUAAAGUUCCAUUACAACUGCUUCUAUAAAAAAGGAACUAUGACCAUUGGAAGUAUGCUAGUAUUUCUGUAAUUGUAGAGCAUGGAUCUGUCAGCCUGUUUGGUAUGAAUCUCUAGGUCCAAAUUCAAAUUGGCACCCUGAACAACAUGACAAUCUAGGAAAAUAUUCACUUUUUGUUGGAUGGGGAUGUUCAUAAAUCCUAAUGAAAGAUCACUGUUACAGCUGCAUAAUGUGAGGCCAGCUCAGCAGCUGUUUGACUUGGAGUUUUAGGAGCUGUGUGGUAGAAUGCAGUUCUAUUGUUCUAAUGCGUUAUGCCUUCUUGGUUGGUGUAAGAUAGUUAAAUAACAUAAUGGGCAUCAGAUCUGUAAAGCAUCAACACUGAGGAUGUCAAGUACCUACUUCUUGAAGAAGAGC